AUGCAAACCAAUCAUGUUGACUCACAGAAUGCUCACCCAACUUCAGGCAUUGCCGCUUCAGGCCCGGCUUCCAUAGACCCCGACAUCGAGAGCGACUCCGAUCCUUCAGCCCCGGCCAACGGCCAUCGAGAUUCUGUCGGUUCAAUUAUUGACGACCCCUUCUUCCAGACCUACGACCCGGCCGUUCAAGCUGCUGCAGUUUCCGAGGACGAGGACCAAUCUGAUGGCAGUUCGGUCUACCAAUCGCUAGAAGACGAGGACCACGAGCAUCUUUUUCACGACACAAAGGGGCACAACUUCGGCAAAGCGGCCAAGCAAGCCAAGCGCAAAAGCGGCGGCGGAAAGAAAGUGAAGCCCGACAGCGAUGAUAACGAACCAAGCCAAUACUGGCCGCCUCCACGACGAGAAUCUUUGACCGCUACACCCUCUUCGUACUGGUCCCAAGCACCACCGACUAUGGAAAGUUUCAACAUUGCCGUCAUCGGUUCUACCGGCGUUGGCAAAUCUUCCUUUGUCCAGCGGGUCUUAGGCCUGUCUCGCCCACCCAUCUCGAAUGCUUCCAGCGUCCGCAUGCUGGUCGACAACAACUCUCACGCCGUAACUCUACUCGAGCUGGACCUGGAGUAUUUCGAAUUGAACCCUACGCAGCCCAUCCAGUGGCCAAAACAGAUCAAUGGGCAUAUCGUCCCCCGCGUCGAUGCUGCUCUUAUAUUAUAUGAUGUCACCAAUCAUGAAUCCGUGCGUGAACUACCUCAGACUUUGGCGGCUCUCACGAACUCUGGUUUACCCGCUAGUCUGGUGGCUUGCAAAUGUGAAACCCCUGAAGCUGAAUGGCAGGUCAAUGCCGAAGCCAUUGCGAAUCAUCAACUCUUUAAAUCUUGUGUUUCAACCUACAAAAUCUCCUCAAAUGACGUUGAUGUUGCCAAAACGUGCCUCCACACCAUCUUGAGGGCCGCAAUAGCCCAUAGAAGAGAAGAAAAUGGUGAAACGUUCUCGCGCAGGCGAGCGCAGUCUGCUGCCAAUUUGGAAGCUCCCGACGUAGGCACCGGGCGCCCCAUUAGCCAACAUAGCAAACAUAGCCGAGCAAGCUCCGAUUUCUCUUUACUCAAGGGUUUCUCCAAUCCACCAAUCCACGAAAACUACCGGGCGCAAUCGUCUCGCAGCCCCAGGCAGGGUCAUACAGCCAGCUCGAAUCCCGAGGCAGGAGAACUGGGCCAAGCGCAAACACUCAAUAACAUGUUGAGGACUCCUGGCAUUCGACUCGACAGACCCAGUACCGAUUCGUUCUUGGAUGUGGAUGAGUCUGAUGCAGAAUCCUACCGAUACUCAGAUGAUAUCCCGAUACUUCAAAGAAAUGACGAUAACACGCUGGAUAAGCAAGCGAAGAUGGCAGGCGUAACAUUCGAUGAGCUAGUUGAUCGGCUUCUUGCUCCUCGCUUAACAAGAAUCGACAACAACUUCUCUGAUGUUUUUCUCUGUCUUUAUCGCAAGUUUGCAGCUCCUGGUGAGCUAUUUACUGCCAUUUUAACCCGACUGGAUAAAGUGAGAGACGAUAAGACAGCGCAUUACCUUUCCAAGACAGCCACACAGCUCCGAAUUAUUGAGGUGGUCGCCAAAUGGGUAUCACUUUACCCCGGCGACUUCGCCCGUCCUCAAACUAGACGAAACCUGGAGGAGUUUAUCAGGCAUCUGAGUACAGAGCCGAUUUUCUCAAUCGCAGCGCAACAUAUGCGACGACACCUCCAAUUCAAUGUCGUGGAAGACGACGAUACAGGUUGGGCAAACUCGGACGAGACUAGCGAUAAGCUCGCAAGUGAGAUCUUGUCAAAGGACAUGAACGAGCUGUCGUCGGGUGUGAGUGUGUUGACUGUGGAGUCGGACUUGGACGUAAGACCAUCUGGAAGCUCAGAGGUCUCUCUUGCGGACAGAAGCAGCAGUGUCUCGAGCCAGGUGCAUUUCCAUACAUUUGAGGACUACGAAAGAGCCGCGAGCAACCUGGAACCUACGGACAACUUACCUAUGAACAAAUUCCGUUACCAUAUAUUCAUGGACAUCCCCGACGAUGAUGUUGCGGACGAGCUGACGAGAAUUGAUUGGAUCAUGUUUUCCUCAAUUCGAAUACGCGAUUUCGUUCGACAUGUCAGCCUAUCUGCGUCCCAAAAGGAGCGUUGCAAGAGUUUACGGAAUGUGAAUCGAAUGAUCAACCAUUUCAAUCAUGUUGCCAAAUGGGUUGCCAACAUGAUUCUGUUGCGGGACAAAGCCAAGCAUCGAGCGCUAAUAUUAGAGAAGUUCAUGAAUAUUUCACUGAAGCUGCGGCAACUCAACAACUACAAUGGGUUGGCGGCCAUACUAGCAGGUGUGAACGGAACGGCCAUUCAUCGAUUAAAUCAGACGAGAACACUAGUACCAGCAGAAGUCCAAAAGCGGUUUGCGCGGUUGGGCAUAUUGAUGGGAACCCAGAAGAGUCAUUUCGCCUACCGUCUAGCCUGGGAAAAUUCUUCCCUCCCCCGGAUUCCUUUCAUUCCCCUUCAUCGAAGAGAUUUGGUGUCAGCAGAGGAGGGAAGCAGAACAUUCGUUGGUACGGAUGGAGAUCGCAUCAAUUGGAAGAAGUUUGAGGUUCUGGGAGAGGUCCUGUUACCAAUCAUGAAGAGCCAGAGCACAUCAUACCCAAAUCUAACCAAGCACGACACUGCAAGAGAACUGAUUCUGGGUUGUCGCAUGCCAACGGAUGAAGAGGAUAUUUAUCAGCGAAGUGUGCAAGUCGAAAGUGGCUCAGGGAAUUUCGCUGAGCCGCCUAAGAAGAAGUUCCCAUGGUUUGCAAAGUAA
This is a messenger RNA of Fusarium proliferatum ET1, 2826 nucleotides long. RefSeq lists its product as uncharacterized. Gene Ontology annotation, cellular component: plasma membrane. Bases 1 to 2826 code for a protein of 941 amino acids. Gene Ontology annotation, biological process: Ras protein signal transduction; positive regulation of GTPase activity. Gene Ontology annotation, molecular function: guanyl-nucleotide exchange factor activity. The transcript is spliced from 5 exons. Lineage: Eukaryota; Fungi; Ascomycota; Sordariomycetes; Hypocreales; Nectriaceae. The record is from RefSeq and is a predicted model, not a curated record.